ACUUCGUCAACUCCAUCCGUGGCCAAAAAUCCAGCUGCCGGCUGGUCGAAACAGGGCCAGCUCGCCAGCUCCAUUUGGGAUUGUCGCGUCGUCCUCCAGCAUGCCCAAGUCCCGCGCUAGAUGAGCCCACUUACCGCUGUUGCGACAUUGUUUUAAUGACACCCCCCGUCGCAGGCCGGAGGGACGACGGAUUCGAGCGCAUGCACGAGGGUUCCGAAGCGCUCGCCAUAAACGACACCCCGCUGCGCAGGUUCGCGACCCUCGCCGCGUACAGGCUCACCAAGUUGCUGCGGUCCCGGCUGUCGCGUGGCAGUGGCACCUGCACAUACCUCCUAGGGGGAAAACUGGUCGUCAAAACUGGCGCCUCGGUGCACCUGCAGGAGGCCGCUACCAUGCGGUGGGUGGCCGAGAACACGACUUCGGUCCCUGUGCCAAAAGUCCACUGCGCCUUUGUCCAUAAAAACCGUGCCUAUAUCGUCAUGGAGCGCGUGCGCGGAAGCAUCAUGGGCAAGGCGCUCCAGCAGCCUCCUAUCUCGGACGACGAGCAGGCGCGCAAGAGGCUGCUCCAACACCUUCGUAGCAUUGUGCAGGAGUUGCGGUCCAUCCCCCCGCCGCCUGGUAUGGUCGGCGUUCAGAGUUGCACGGGCGGUUCGCUCCACGACUGCCGCAUCCCCCGGGACUACCCCCGUUUCGGCCCGUUCAAUUCUAUCCGCGAAUUCCACUUCUGGCUCCGCGACGGCUUCGACCUGGCCAACUACCCCCACCGUGACGCCGCCGACGCGGACGACGAGGACGGGAUGUGGCGUGGCCUCAAGGAUAUGGUUGCGCUGCAAGACGGGCCCUGGCCGGCGCCGGUGUUCACGCACGGUGACCUCCACGCCGGCAACAUCCUGGUCGACAGGGACCGCGUAUCUGCCAUCAUCGACUGGGAGGGUGCAGGGUGGUAUCCCUGCUACUGGGAAUACACCCAGGCGUGGACGCUGGCCCUGAUGAACGAUGUGUGGCAGGACCUGCUCCCCGAAUUCAUGGAGCCGUAUCCCGAGGCGCUCAAGAUGGAACAGACGCGGCAGAGGUCGUGGGGGGAAUACUGAUAGGCCUCGUAUGUCAUCAUUUGCGGCACGCGGGUCGCCAUACCGUCUCUCAAGAAACUCGUACGCACCCUCCGCGAUGCCGCCUUUUGGAACAGAGGCUUGGUUAUCUGGAUAAACCCCAAGGAGCUUUGCUCUGAAAUGAAAAAGCUGGUGGACCUCUGGCUGCCUGCUACCGCGGCCCAGUUUGCAGCUUCGUGGGACCAGCACCUUCGGCUUUCGCUGGCUCCCGACGUGGCCGCACAGGGCGGUUGAUAACCCACCCGAACUGCGGGUCGUUUUUGCCGCCAUGCCCAUCCUGGCGCUUUGCGCCCACUCCCAGCGCCGAGUCGUUGGACGCCGUCUGCUCGGCCGAAAUCGUAUAAUUAUUAAUAACACAAUACCAUUUUACGUAUCCGUAAACCCCCUUUCGAGGUGGAGUCGUCACUGCCGUACUCCGUGUUCUAGUCGCUAUAUGCCCGGGUUUCGCCCAAGACCGACGCCAAGCAAAUACAAAAAUUCCU
This is a messenger RNA of Gaeumannomyces tritici R3-111a-1, 1591 nucleotides long. RefSeq lists its product as hypothetical. Lineage: Eukaryota; Fungi; Ascomycota; Sordariomycetes; Magnaporthales; Magnaporthaceae. The record is from RefSeq and is a predicted model, not a curated record. The transcript has a single exon. The coding region runs from base 156 to 1091 and encodes 311 amino acids.